AUGCAGUUCUCUAUCAUGACCGUUUUUGCUCUGGCCGCUGUUGCCAUUGCCGUUCCCACAGGCAUUGCUAAGCGUCAGGUUGUUGGCAACGCUAUCCCUGCCAACGUCCCUGCCAUGACAGACGCCUCUGGCAACGUGAUUCCCUUCAGCGCCAAGGAUGUCUAUGUUGCUCCCGGCAACUAA
Messenger RNA from Trichoderma virens Gv29-8, 183 nucleotides. RefSeq lists its product as uncharacterized. The coding region runs from base 1 to 183 and encodes 60 amino acids. Lineage: Eukaryota; Fungi; Ascomycota; Sordariomycetes; Hypocreales; Hypocreaceae. The record is from RefSeq and is a predicted model, not a curated record. The transcript has 2 exons.